Molecule: messenger RNA, 2485 nt
Organism: Esox lucius (northern pike)
Lineage: Eukaryota; Metazoa; Chordata; Actinopteri; Esociformes; Esocidae
Gene: kctd10
Product: potassium channel tetramerization domain containing 10
Exons: 7
Coding region: 202-1137 (311 amino acids)
Biological process (GO): negative regulation of Rho protein signal transduction; proteasome-mediated ubiquitin-dependent protein catabolic process; protein homooligomerization
Cellular component (GO): Cul3-RING ubiquitin ligase complex
Molecular function (GO): ubiquitin-protein transferase activity; protein binding
Source: RefSeq, a predicted model, not a curated record
UUAGGUUUUGUAUUUAGAUUUCGAGGAAAGUCCGAGUCGGAGUUUGCAUUUUUCAAAGUUUUUUAACGCUGCAUUGGUGCGCACUUUCCUACCUGUAGUGACUUCGUCAUUUGUUUGUUCCGGAAGUAGCUACAUAGUAGUUAGCUAGGUAAUUUCUGACUGUAGCUGGUGCUAGAGUUCCGAAGUCUGUUUGGAGGUUCUAUGGAAGAGAUGUCAGGAGAGAGUGUAGGGUGCACGGCAGUGCCUGCGGCUACAACCCGGACCACCUCUUUCAAGGGCUCCACUACCAGCUCCAAGUAUGUUAAGCUAAAUGUCGGCGGUGCACUUUACUAUACCACUAUGCAGACCCUGACUAAGCAGGACACCAUGCUCAAGGCUAUGUUCAGCGGCAGGAUGGAGGUCCUCACGGACAGUGAAGGCUGGAUCCUGAUUGACCGGUGUGGGAAACACUUUGGAACAAUUCUGAACUAUCUUAGAGAUGGGGCGGUCCCACUUCCAGACAAUCGACGGGAAACUGAGGAGCUGCUGGCUGAGGCCAAGUACUAUUUGGUCCAGGGCCUGGCUGAUGAGUGUCAAGCUGCACUUCAGAACAAAGAAUCAUACGAGCCAUUUUGUAAAGUUCCUCUGGUGACCUCAUCGAAAGAAGAGCAGAGACUCAUCGCCACUUCCAAUAAGCCCACUGUCAAACUCUUAUACAAUAGAAGCAACAACAAAUACUCCUACACCAGUAACUCCGACGACAACAUGCUGAAGAACAUUGAGCUGUUUGACAAGCUGUCGCUGCGCUUCAACAACCGCGUCCUCUUCAUCAAGGACGUGAUCGGAGACGAGAUCUGCUGCUGGUCGUUUUACGGACAGGGCCGUAAGAUCGCUGAAGUGUGCUGCACCUCCAUUGUCUACGCCACAGAGAAGAAGCAAACCAAGGUGGAGUUCCCAGAGGCACGAAUCUACGAGGAGACACUCAACAUCCUCCUGUACGAGUCCCAGGACGGGAGGGGUCCCGACAACGCUCUGCUGGAAGCCACUGGGGGCGCGGCUGGCCGCUCGCACCACCUGGACGAAGACGAAGAGCGCAUCGACAGGGUCCGCCGGAUCCACGUCAAGCGUCCUGAUGACCGCACGCAUCACCACCAGUAACCCCUGACUGAGCGCCCCCCUCCACCCGCCACCACCCAACGGUCAGCCCUGAUUGACCGCCCCCCUCCCACCGUCACCAUCCAACGGUCAGCCCUGACUGAGUGCCCCCCUCCCACCGUCACCAUCCAACGGUCAGCCCUGAUUGACCGCCCCCCCCUCCACCCGUCACCAUCCAAUGGUCAGCCCUGAUUGACCGCCCCCCUCCCACCGUCACCAUCCAACGGUCAGCCCUGAUUGACCGCCCCCCCUCCACCCGUCACCAUCCAACGGUCAGCCCUGAUUGACCGCCCCCCUCCCACCGUCACCAUCCAAUGGUCAGCCCUGACUGAGCGCCCCCCUCCCACCGUCACCAUCCAACGGUCAGCCCUGACUGAGCGCCCCCCUCCCACCGUCACCAUCCAAUGGUCAGCCCUGGGUGUCUGAUCCUGGACUUUCAGAGAACCAUGUCAGUGCCUUAAUUUCAACACCCAACGCCUCUCUCUCGCUCUUUUUUUCCAUCACAACAAUCACCUGGCAACCACUACGGAAACCGAUGGACACGAGUGUGUACGUGUGCUUUGUUUCUCUAUCAGGACAAUGUGAAUGGGAUUAUAAAUGGGAAUUGUGUGGCCUGGAAACAUUGUGAAGGUUAACUGGAGGGAAUUGCAUUGUCAGCAUCAUGCUUUUCCUUCCUUGCUAUGUUACAGCCGGAAGAACAAUAAUCAUGUGACACUGGUUGCUGAGUUUCUGGAUGUUAUAAAUAUUCAUUCAAAGCAAAGUGUGUGUUGUGUAAUUGUGAAGUAUUUGAAGAAACUGAUUGCAAUCUAUCAGGCGUUCUACAAAAACAGUCCACCAGAGGGCAGUAUUUAAUCAAGACUGCAUCAUUCUUUGCCUCCUUUGGUUUUCUAUCAAUUUCCAGUGAAACAGUAAUCUUUUCACCCUUUUGUUUGUACGAGUCAGUAUUUGGUUGAAUCUAGAUUUAAACCAAUGGACAAACUCCACUCUCCCCCAACCUUGUUUUAAUUUACCUUUAAUACCCAAUAAUGUCCCUGGAUGACAUUUUAAGUUAUGGUUUAAAAGAGAACUUGAGCUGUGGAGUGAGGUUUUAAGUGUUACUCAGGGUGAUUGAAUGGCUGAAACUGGAGAGCUACCCCCAAGAAGGAGGGCUCUGUCUUCUACAAGCUUUUAACAGACAGAAAUUAGACCUGUCCCUCGUUAGGGCAUUCAUUAAGGAAUGUAACCAUAUGUCCACAUGAGAUUUGUCCCCAAACAAUACAGGUUGAGGUCCAACUGUACAGAUGUACCACAUUAAAUGUUUUACAUAUAUUUAUACAUACUGUAUCACAAAUAAAAGAGAUGAGCAAAACAA